ACAAAAUUUUACUAAACAUACCAAACCAGAUUAGGCGUCCAUUUUUAUCAAUUUGGGAAACGUUUUCUACUUCACCUGAAACUAUUCUGUUGAAAAAAACUGUGACGAUGGCGGGGAAAGACGACCGGAUAACCACGAAGGUUAUCCAGGUCGCUAACAUUGCCCAGAACGCAUCAAAAGAUCAAAUGAAGACAUUAUUUGCAUACAUCGGACGAAUAGACGAUCUUAAAAUGUAUCCCACCAUUGACUCUCCUGAGGGAGCAGUAUCAGCACCUGUAACAAAGAUUGUGUAUGUCAAGUUUGAAGAUUCUCAGAGCACAGGUGUUGCAUUACAUCUAAACAACACAGUCUUUAUUGAUAAAGCCAUGAUAAUUGUGCCUGUCAUGGAUGGUAAAAUUCCAGAUGAACAGACAGCAUUACAGCUAGCCCCAUCAGCCAUGGCAGGAUUGAUGCCUGGUCAACCUACAUGGCCUAGCAAUGUUAUUAGUCAGAUGAGUGGUGUUGGUUCAGCACAAGUAAUAACAACACAUGACCCACGUCUAACAGCCUUAGGUCUGCCACAAUAUCCAGCUCUACCUGGGACAACAGAUGGGUCAAAGAUAGAGGAAAUAAGAAGAACAGUUUAUGUUUCUAAUAUGGAUCCUACAACAUCUACAGAUCAACUGUUGCAAUUCUUUUCCCAAGUAGGAGAAGUGAAGUAUGUGAGGAUGGCUGGAGAUCCAAGCACUUCUGUAGUAUCUGGUUAUGUAGAAUUUACUGACCAGAGAUCUGUGGCCACUGCUCUAACUUACAAUAGUGUUAUGUUCCAGAAUAAACCUAUCACUGUAACACAUUCUAAUACAUGUAUCAUCAAGCCCUUAACAAAGUCUCAAGAGGCUCAACAGAGGGACAUAGAAGAAGCAAUGAAGAAAGUCAAAGAAGCCCAGUCCCUCAUAUCAGCUGCUGUAGAUGAUCCAUAUGACAGAUCGCGUAGCAGAUCUAGAUCUAGACGAAGAUCUAGGUCAAGAAGGGGCUCCAGAUCAAGGUCAAGAAAACGCUCAAGAUCUAGAAGAAGAUCAUCCAGACGAUCAAGGUCUAGAAAAAGAUCCAGAUCAAGAAAAAGGUCAAGGUCCAGAAAACGUUCAGGGUCUCGUUCACGUAGGAAAAGGUCUAGAUCAAGAAAGAGGUCAAGGUCAAAGCACAGAUCAAGAUCAAAAUCAAAGGGCAGAGCACCAAAGGAAGAGAGACCAACGCAGGGAUCAAACCAUUUCCCUACAAGGGGGCCGCUGAGGGGCCAAAUCAUCUUCCCAGUCAGGAGGAGGUCAAGGACACCAAGAGCUUACAGUAGACGAUCAAGGUCAAGGAGUCCUACUGCUAAAAGGAAAAGCAAAUCUCCACCUCCUAAAAAAAGAUCUAAGACUCCAGAAAAGAAACGUUCUAGAAGCAAAUCUCAUCAUAAGUCUUUAUCACCUCCUAAGUUAGAAAGGGAAACAUCACCAUUAGAAAAAGAGGGAGGAUCUCCAAGCAGAGAAGUUAACCAACCAGAACCGGCAUCUAUUUCAAGUGAUGGUCCUCCUGCCAUGAUAAAACAGGAAUAUGAAAGUCAGUCCAAAGAACCUGUAGAAACCACUGCACCCAGAAAAAGGUCUGUAAGCAGAAGUCGGAGCAAAACCCCUCCAAGGAAACGCUCCAGUCCUCCAAAGAGAAGAAAGUCAAGAAGCCGAUCUCCGAAAAGAUCUUCCAGCAGGAGAUCCAGAAGUAGGAGCAGAGAUGGACCAAAAGACAAACACAAAAGUGAUAGGUCAGCAGAAAGUGUACCAAAAGACAAACACAAAAGUGAUAGGUCAGCAGAAAGUGUACCAAAAGACAAACACAAAAGUGAUAGGUCAGCAGAAAGUAGACGGAGUUACAAAAAAUCCAGAAGAAGCAGGAGUAGGUCAAAGAAGAGGUCACGAUCUCGUAGCAAGGGCAGAAGGGAGAGAGACAAGAAAAGGGAUAGAAGUAGGGACAGAGAUCGUGAAAAGAAGAAGAAACAUCGAGACAGAUCCAGCAGAGAAAGAGAAGAGAAAACAAAAGAAACAAAAGUUAAAAGGAAUUAUGAUGAAGAAGAAAAGUUACAAGAAGAUGAUAACAGCGAAAAUGAUUCAUCUCGGCAGGCGGAAACUUCACUCCCUCCUGAUGAUAUUAAUCUCCAAUCAGUUGACAUGGACAUGAGUGAUUGACAAGUUGAUUUUUAAUUCAUAUCUGUUCUAUCAUGCUGCACAUUUGCUUCACAUUGAUUCUGAAAGAUAGGAGUCAAGUUUUAAAUUGUGCCUAUUAGGGCGUAAUAAUUUUCAAUAUUUUAUAUAUUUGAUGUUCAGCUCAAUGUAAUUUUGAAGGAAUGACUCUUUACAUAUGCUGUAUUUCUUAAAACUUCUGGUUAGAUUAUGUUAAAAAAUCAAAUGGAGGUGAUGUUAAUAUGGUAAUUGUAGCUUUGCUAUGCAUAUUGCCAUUUUGUUUUGUCUUACAAUUUUGCAGUAGUUUUAAGAAUUAAGUAUGAGUAAUUUCAUGAAAAAUUUAAUAAGUAAUCUGAGUAAAAAAACUCAUUAUAUUAUAUAUUGCUCAUAAAAAAGUAAAAUUUAUUUUUACUAUUUUUCAAUAAAAACAAUGAGCACAAAAGGAACACACAGUUUAAUUUCAACAUUUGAGGAAAAUCAUCUUAAUUACGUAAUAUUUAACUAUGUUUAAGAGUUUUGCACAAUAGUGGAUUCGAGGAAGGGGUAAUAGGUCAUUUCUUUUAUUUAAAAACAAUCAUAUAUGUAAUGAAUCUUUUUGUUUUAACAACACAUUUUCACCCCCUUUUCUCAAACCAUGGAUCAUAUGAUAAUUUUGGGAAAUGUUUCAAUUGGCAUAAGCUGAAGCAGUUAAUGUAAUCGAUUCUGAUCAUUAAGCUUUUUCAGUGGACAACAUUUUAUAUGUUGUAAAGUGAACACUAGAAAUAAACAAGUACAAACUAA
Molecule: messenger RNA, 2975 nt
Organism: Mytilus trossulus (common blue mussel)
Lineage: Eukaryota; Metazoa; Mollusca; Bivalvia; Mytilida; Mytilidae
Product: serine/arginine-rich splicing factor 11-like
Exons: 21
Coding region: 108-2201 (697 amino acids)
Cellular component (GO): nucleoplasm
Molecular function (GO): RNA binding
Source: RefSeq, a predicted model, not a curated record